GACAUGCUAGAAUGAUCUCCAUUGGGCGGAAAAGACACGGACCAUCCCUGAGAAGCACAGUCGCGAAUCUGGGACCAGAAAGAGGUACCGGGGCUCUGGAUGCCAGAAACCCCAGUGCGCAGGAUUACUCAGAUGUUGGAGAGGUUUCCUUAACCCACGCUGGCAAUGCCUCAGGAUGUUUUCCAGGAGGUCACAUAAGAGCCACAUGCCACAGAUGGAGGACAAGCUGAAUGAGAGCCCCUGCUCUACUUCCCUGAAGGAAAGAAGGAAGCCCCAUGCCAUCAGCACGAAGCCCCGCUGGCUCAGGGGUAUGAACAUCUCACCCAUGCCCGACAAUGAGAACCGUGAGGAAGGGACCAUCGAAGGAGGCUGGAUGCUACUGGAACAGCGAGUGGAGCACCUGGUACCUGCUGUCCUGGGUAGAGACCCCUCCUACCUCUUCACAUUCUUGAGAACAUACAGAACAUUUGCUACCACCCAGCAGGUCCUGGAAAUACUGUUUAUGAGAUACGGAUGCUUCCAUUCAGAGGCUGAGGAGGAUGGCGGACCCCGGGAGCAGGAGAAACUGGCCAUCUCCUCCAUCCUGGGCACCUGGCUGGAUCACUACCCCGAGGAAUUUUUCCGGCCUCCAGACUUCACCAGCUUGAAGCUGCUGCGGGCGUAUGUAAGGGCCCACAUGCCGGGCUCCGAGCUGCAGCGCCGCGCCCGCCUUCUCUACUCAUGGCGGAAACACCCUUUGGCAGCAGCUCUAGAGCCCCGUCCAGACGUGCCUCGGGAGCGAGCCCCCGCUAUCUCUGGGGUGCCCACUGCAGCCUCGCGGCCCAGGCUGCCUGAAGCCACCAGUUCUCCUGGAGCUCAGCGGGUACGAGAAUCGGAGACCCUCACUGCAGCGUCCCCACCAGGGCAGGAGGUACUCCCAGCUCUGGCUGACAGUCAGGAGCUGGAAGAGCCACCUGCCCCUUUGGUGGCCCCAGAGCAUGAGCAGCCCCCAGCCCCAGCCGGCGGGGUCACGGAACGGCUGGAGCAACCACCUGCUGCAGCUGAGCAACCAGCCUCAGCUCCCCAACAGCGGCUCAUGUCGGCUGCAGCCCCACAGGAUGAAUUCCCUGACCUUGUCAUUGUGUUCUUUAUCAUUUCUGUAGUUGUUAUAGCGGGAACCCGGGUCCAACGCAGAAAGCUCACUCCUGAGUCCCCAGACUGCAGCCGCAAAGGAGCCCAAGAAGAACCCGGAGCACAAGGGGCACAGCUCCUGGGCGACAGGGUCUGCACCACUGCACCUCGCUGGGCCCACCAGAUGCUCUGA
Messenger RNA from Prionailurus viverrinus (fishing cat), 1303 nucleotides. Its product is annotated as ral guanine nucleotide dissociation stimulator-like. The transcript has 9 exons. Lineage: Eukaryota; Metazoa; Chordata; Mammalia; Carnivora; Felidae. The record is from RefSeq and is a predicted model, not a curated record. The coding region runs from base 176 to 1303 and encodes 375 amino acids.